Messenger RNA from Mangifera indica (mango), 2401 nucleotides. RefSeq names its product glucan endo-1,3-beta-glucosidase 6. The record is from RefSeq and is a predicted model, not a curated record. Gene Ontology annotation, biological process: carbohydrate metabolic process. The transcript is spliced from 2 exons. Lineage: Eukaryota; Viridiplantae; Streptophyta; Magnoliopsida; Sapindales; Anacardiaceae. Gene Ontology annotation, molecular function: hydrolase activity, hydrolyzing O-glycosyl compounds. The coding region runs from base 605 to 2050 and encodes 481 amino acids. Gene Ontology annotation, cellular component: plasma membrane.
CUUUGUCUUUUGCUUGUGUCUCUGACGCUGAGCUACUAAAGUGAGAGAAAGAGAGAGAGAGUAGCUUAAUGUGUUAACUGUGGACUUUGUUGCUAGGAUUCUUGAGCUCACCUCUUACUCCACCCUCUCACCGUUCUUAACUUCCUUCAUUGUCUCAUUAUUUCCCUCUUUUUCCCUUUCCCUUUUUAUUUUUUUUGAUUCUUUUUCAUUUUGAUUAGAACUUCCAUGCAUCUACUCGCAACUCUCACCCACUUUACCAACUCUUAAGUGCUCUCUCUAGAUAUUCCCAGUUUCAUUUUCAAGAAUCUAUUCUGCGGUUUUGAUUUACCAUCUUCAAGUUAGCCUCAACUCUUAGUUAUAGUGUGUUUAGUCAUUUCUGCUGAAUCUGAAGGUAUUUCUUUUUCACCUCUUACUGUGGUAUAUAUGCUCCAAACAUGGGUUUGAUUCCUUUUUUGUUCCAUUAAUAUUUCCCAGAUCAGCUCUUCACUUUCUUUGCUUCCAUCUUUUCUCCUCUACCUUCAUAUCUAGAUUUUGUUAUUUUUGUUUUGGGUUCUGGGUGGUUACAAGGCCCCAUUUGGAAAGAAGCUUGAACCCAGUUUUGUUAAUGCUGAUGGGGUGCUUUUCAGUUUAUGUAACUGUUAGUUUGGUUUUAUUGUGUUCAUUGAUUUCUCUGGUGAGUGGUAUUGGUGCUAAUUGGGGCACACAAGCAAGCCAUCCUCUGCCCCCAGACACUGUGGUGAAUCUUCUGAAAGAUAAUGGGAUUCGAAAAGUGAAGCUUUUUGAUGCAGAGUAUGGAACACUAAAGGCUCUGGGCGGCUCCAAUAUUGAGGUCAUGGUUGGUAUCCCAAAUGAUAAGCUUGCAUCUUUGGCUGGCAGCAUGAAGGCUGCUGAGAAAUGGGUUUCCAGCAAUGUCUCUAAACAUAUCUCUUCUAACAAUGUCAAUAUCAGAUAUGUUGCAGUUGGGAAUGAACCUUUCUUGCAAACAUACAAUGAAAGCUUCCUCAAUUCAACCUUCCCUGCACUUCAGAACGUUCAAUCUGCCCUGAUUAAGGCUGGGCUUAGCAGUCAAGUGAAGGUCACUGUCCCCCUUAAUGCUGAUGUCUAUGAGGCCUCGACAGGCUAUCCAUCUGGUGGUGACUUCCGAACUGAUAUCCAUGAUCUCAUGCUUUCCAUUGUCAAGUUUUUGAGCGAUAAUGGUGCACCAUUUACUGUCAACAUUUAUCCAUUUAUAAGCCUUUACACGGAUGCCAACUUCCCAGUCGAGUAUGCCUUCUUUGAUGGCAAUGCACAACCUCUGAACGAUGGUGGGACAAACUAUUACAAUAUGUUUGAUGCAAAUCAUGACACUCUUGUGCAUGCUCUACAGAAGAAUGGGUAUGGGAACCUGCCAAUUAUAAUUGGAGAGAUUGGGUGGCCAACUGAUGGCGAUCAAAAUGCAAAUAUAGAGUAUGCACAAAGGUUCAACCAAGGUUUUAUGUCACAUAUUUCUGGUGGGAAAGGAACACCAAUGAGACCUGGGCCCAUUGACGCCUACUUGUUUAGCUUGAUUGAUGAGGAUGCCAAGAGUAUUGAUCCAGGGAAUUUCGAACGUCACUGGGGGAUAUUUACUUAUGAUGGGAGAGCCAAAUACCAGCUCAACCUUGGCACCACAAAUUCGAAUGCUUUGAUUCCAGCAAGGAAUGUGCACUACUUGGAGAAAAAGUGGUGUGUAUUGAAGCCUUCAGCAAGGCUUGAUGAUCCGCAGGUGGCACCAAGUGUGAGCUAUGCCUGUGGACUUGCCGACUGUACUGAACUUGGUUAUGGGACAUCCUGCGGAAAUCUUGAUGCUCUGGGAAAUAUUUCAUAUGCAUUCAAUAGUUACUAUCAGACGCAUAAUCAGCUAGACAAUGCUUGUAAAUUUCCAAACCUAUCAAUGAUCACAAAAUCAGAUCCAUCUGUUGGAAGUUGCUCAUUUCCGAUAAUGAUUCAGCCGUAUUAUGGAGGUGCAGGAAAGAGAAAGCCAAUAGGUUCGAUCGUGGGGUUUAUUCUCUUGGCACUAACAAUUCUGUGAGCUUGAAGCUUCUGAUGAUUCAUGAAGAAUCAUUUUUCCUGGACUACUACUUGCAUUUGCUUUGUAGCAGAAGCAUUAUGAUCCAUACGUGGCAGAAGCAUCUUCCUUAUUUUGCAAUUUACAAGGCAAAUGCUUAAAUCAUUAUGCUGUUUUAAGAUUAAAUUACUGUCAAGUGUUGUAUUUGCUUUUUGGAAUGUUCAAUUUGUGAAGUACUUUAAUUGAAGCCUAACCAGUGAGGAUUGAAAUGUUGCCUUGGCAGCUGGAGCUGAAAGUUAUUCCAUUUGCUUUUAUGUCAUUGAUUUGUAUAAAUGAGAGAAAGAAAAAAGCCCAGUUAGUUAUUUGGCAAUCUCA